AAAAACUCUAAAACUAAUCAGCAUCGCAAUGGCGCCCAAAGCAGACAAGAAACCAGCAGAGAAAGCUCCUGCCGCAGCGGCCGCAGAGAAGAAGCCAAAAGCUGGGAAGAAGCUACCGAAGGACCCUGCCGUCGCCGUCGCCGGAGGAGACAAGAAGAAGAAACGUUCGAAGAAGAGCGUGGAGACGUACAAGAUCUAUAUCUUCAAGGUGCUGAAGCAGGUCCACCCAGACUUCGGGAUCUCGAGCAAGGCCAUGGGGAUCAUGAACAGCUUCAUCAACGACAUCUUCGAGAAGCUUGCCGGCGAGUCUUCCAAGCUUGCGAGGUACAACAAGAAGCCGACAAUUACUUCCCGGGAGAUUCAGACGGCAGUGAGGCUCGUCUUGCCUGGAGAGUUGGCGAAACAUGCCGUUUCCGAAGGGACCAAGGCGGUGACCAAGUUCACCAGCUCUUAGAUUUGUAAUGGUUUUAAUUUAGCUAGUAGUUUGUUACGUACCUUAAUUUCGGAUGUACUAUAUGAAAAUCUUGAGUUUUCUUAGCAAUUGCAAGAUCAUUAAGAACAUAUUCAAAAUCAAAAGGUUGAAAAUUUGGAAUGAUUAACACACUAAUUUGGAAUGAUAGAUAAUGUAAUGUGCAGAAACAGAAUAAAAAGUUUCAUUUGUGAU
Messenger RNA from Raphanus sativus (radish), 664 nucleotides. RefSeq names its product histone H2B.10-like. Bases 29 to 454 code for a protein of 141 amino acids. The transcript has a single exon. Gene Ontology annotation, cellular component: nucleosome. The record is from RefSeq and is a predicted model, not a curated record. Gene Ontology annotation, molecular function: structural constituent of chromatin; DNA binding; protein heterodimerization activity. NCBI's taxonomy places the organism in Eukaryota, Viridiplantae, Streptophyta, Magnoliopsida, Brassicales, Brassicaceae. Gene Ontology annotation, biological process: nucleosome assembly.